AUGACUUACCGCCGUGUCCACGAGGUUCUUGUCGCUCUCUUCAAACAUCCCUCCUGGCAGGGCGGUCUGCUGGUGGCCGAUUUGAGGAGGAAAAAAAGUCUAUUAGGCGUUGGACACAUGCCCUCGGCCCUUCAGAUAGUAAUCCAAGAAGUUCUUUCCAGUAAGGUUACCCCUUUCUCUAACUUUUCAAUCCAAUCCCAAUACAAAAUGGUAGUUCCAGUUGACGCUACAUAUCCUGCACCCGGUAAAGGUUUCGACCCCCACAAGAAAAACACUGCCCUUCAGAGCCACGUCGCUUUCUUUGACCGAGAUGGGGAUGGGGUCAUUUGGCCGCUUGAUACAUUUUUAGGUUUUCGUGCACUCAAGUUCAGCAUUUUUUUCUGCAUACUAGCCACAAUCUUCGUCCAUGGCGGCUUGUCGUACGUCCUUUGGGACGGGGUUGUGCCCGACCCUUUCUUCCGUCUCAGCAUCAAGUGGGCCCACAGAGGGAAACAUGGCUCAGACAGUGGGGCGUACACCACUGUUGGCGAGUUUGACGAGGACCGGUUCAACAAAAUCUUUGAUAUGUAUUCGGCUCCUCCGCAUAAGGAAAUGACUUUCAUGGAAGGAGUACGAAUGUUACAUGGAAAUAUGAACCCUUAUGAUUUCUUCGGAUGGGUUGCGUCGGCAUUCGAGUGGUUGGCAACUUACCUCUUGAUAGCCCCGCCCGACGGAAAGAUGAGGAGGGACGAUGUUAAGGCUGUGUACAAUGGCUCAAUCUUCUAUCACAUUUCUGGAAGAGAAGCACCUCGUCAGUAA
Molecule: messenger RNA, 798 nt
Organism: Laccaria bicolor S238N-H82
Lineage: Eukaryota; Fungi; Basidiomycota; Agaricomycetes; Agaricales; Hydnangiaceae
Exons: 8
Coding region: 1-798 (265 amino acids)
Molecular function (GO): monooxygenase activity; calcium ion binding
Source: RefSeq, a predicted model, not a curated record